Salvia hispanica is the source of this 2417-nucleotide messenger RNA. The record is from RefSeq and is a predicted model, not a curated record. NCBI's taxonomy places the organism in Eukaryota, Viridiplantae, Streptophyta, Magnoliopsida, Lamiales, Lamiaceae.
AUGUUUAAGCAGAGAAAGAGUAUCAGAGAAGAACAUGCCCGCCUGAGCAAUGAAGUAAAGGGCAUCUCAAUUGAUUCAUUACUUGGUUGUGAAGCUUUCGCUGCUCUUGAGAAUCUGAGUGUGGAACAUGAACUUUUGAAGAAUAAGUACCAUGAAGAGUGUGAGUUACUUAAGAAGAAGUAUCUCCAAGAAUCCUCGGAAAGAAAGAAGCUUUACAACGAAGUGAUUGAACUCAAAGGCAAUAUAAGGGUUUUCUGUAGGUGCAGGCCACUGAACCAAGAUGACAUUGAGAAAGGCUCCACAUCAGUUGUUGAUUUUGACUCAUCCCAGGAAAAUGAGCUGCAGGUCAUUUGCUCUGAUUCUUCCAAAAAGCAAUUCAAAUUUGACCGUGUGUUUGGACCUGAGGACAACCAAGAGGCUGUCUUUGACCAAACUAUGCCUAUAGUAACCUCUGUCUUGGAUGGUUACAAUGUCUGCAUAUUUGCCUAUGGACAAACAGGCACUGGAAAGACAUACACAAUGGAAGGAACAUCAGAGAAUAGAGGAGUGAACUAUCGAACCCUAAAGGAGCUCUUCAGGAUAUCUGAGGAAAGGAGCACUAUAAUGAGAUAUGAAUUGUUUGUUAGCAUGCUGGAGGUCUACAAUGAGAAGAUAAGGGAUCUUCUGGUUGAGAACUCGAACCAACCUGCUAAGAAGUUGGACAUAAAACAAUCAGCUGAGGGUACUCAAGAAGUCCCUGGACUGGUUGAAGCUCGUGUUUAUGAUACAGAAGGAGUUUGGAGUUUGCUUAAGUCAGGAAGUCAAGUAAGAUCUGUUGGAUCAACCAAUGCUAAUGAGUUCAGUAGCCGGUCUCACUGUUUGUUGAGGGUAACUGUAGCUGGAGAAAAUAUAAUCAAUGGGCAAAGAACAAGAAGCCAUUUAUGGCUGGUUGACCUGGCCGGAAGUGAGCGUGUUGGUAGGAUCGAAGUUGAAGGUGAAAGACUGAAGGAGUCUCAAUUCAUAAAUAAAUCCUUAUCGGCACUUGGUGAUGUUAUCUCAGCCCUAGCCUCCAAGAAUUCUCAUGUUCCUUACAGGAAUUCGAAGCUUACUCAUAUGCUGCAAAGUUCCCUAGGUGGAGAUUGUAAAACUUUGAUGUUUGUUCAAAUUAGCCCAAAUUCGGCUGACCUUGGAGAAACGCUUUGCUCCUUGAAUUUCGCUAGCCGUGUCAGAGGAGUUGAACAUGGGCCUGCCCGAAGACAGACGGAUCAUGCAGAGUUUUUGAAAUACAAGCAGCUUGCAGAAAAGGCAAAACAAGAUGAGAAGGAAGCCAGGAAGUUGCAGGAUAACGUGCAGGCUUUACAGUUACGGCUUGCUGCUAGAGAACAUAUUUGCAAAAAUCUUCAAGAGAAGGUUCGAGAUCUCGAAACUCAAUUAGCUGAAGAAAGGAAAACAAGGCUAAAACAGGAAAACAGAGCAUUGGCAUCCGUUGCUACUCAGUCAACUUUAACAUCAAACCAAGCACAGAAGGCCUCAAUAGCAGAUAAUAAGAAACCACCAUUGGCCCCAUCAAAACUAAUGAUGCCACUUAGAAGCAUCACAAACUUCAUGCCACUGGCUCCAUCGCCAGCUCCUCCAAACAAGAAGAGUAUGUCUAUGUCCUAUCUACCAGCUGUAAGAGAAGACAAAGAGAAUGCCCCAAGAGAAAACAAGGGGAAGCAAGUUAUUAUGAAAGCAAGAAGAGGUUCCUUUGCUGUAAGACCAUCUCCAGCAGCUCCUCCAAACAAGAAGAGUAUGUCUAUGUCCUAUCUACCAGCUGUAAGAGAAGACAAAGAGAAUUCCCCAAGAGAAAACAAGGGGACGCAAGUUAUUAUGAAAGCAAGAAGAGGUUCCUUUGCUGUAAGACCAUCUCCAGCAGGUCAAGUUUUCCAGCCUAAAAGAAGGGCUUCAAUUGCAACUUUCCGGCCCGAAUCCAACUCAGGCAUGGCUACUCCACUUGAAAAUUCAUCUUCUAGAAUGAUGAGGACAGACCGUUUGAUGGGCCGGCAAUCAUUCGUUUGGGAUCCACAAAGAGUUUGGCGAACUUCAAGACCGUCUUCACCAUUGCCACAAUCACGAGAGGUGCCAACUUUAGAAAUGGAAGCAACACCCAUUGGUCCCAGAAGUAGUAAAUUUAGAGGAAGUCCUCCUUCGCAGGUCCCUGGCUCGUGGAAGCCUAAGCAUCCAAUAGUCGUAGCACUACAAAAGAAAGUAGUAUGGAGUCCGCUCAAGCUGAGAGGCAUGAAAAAUAAGAGAAAUUCUUACAUUUCUUGAAUAGAAAAACGACCUAGAUUAUUCACUUCAGUACCAGUUUGUGUAAUUCUUGCUUGCUAAUACAGUAAUAUCUUGUUAUACAGUGACACAUGCAAUGAUGAUAGUCUAUAUUUUACUUUUGAUACUAA